This is a messenger RNA of Staurois parvus, 711 nucleotides long. Lineage: Eukaryota; Metazoa; Chordata; Amphibia; Anura; Ranidae. The record is from the annotation of a GenBank genome assembly.
CGGGCAGAGGCACAUCGGGCUGGACUCCGGGCAGAGGCACAUCGGAUCACCAGGCGGAGCAGCAGGCAGCGGGCCACCAGGCGGAGCAGCAGGCAGCGGCCACCAGGCGGAGCAGCAGGCACCGGGCCCCCAGUCGGGGCGACAGGCACCGGGCCCCCAGGCGGGGCGACAGGCACCGGGCCCCCAGGCGGGGCGACAGGCACCGGGCCCCCAGGCGGGGCGACAGGCAUCGGGCCCCCAGGCCGAGCGGCGGGCAUCGGGCCCCCAGGAGGGGCGACAGGCAUCGGGCCCCCAGGCGGGGCGACAGGCAUCGGGCCCCCAGGCUGGGUGACAGGCAUCGGGCCCCCAGGCGGAGCGGCGGGCGCCGGGGCCCCCAGGAGGGGCGACAGGCAUCGGGCCCGCAGGCGGGGCGACAGGCAUCGAGCCCCCAGGCGGGGCGACAGGCAUCGGGCCCCCAGGCGGAGCGGCGGGCGCGGGACCCCCAGGCGGAGCGACAGGUCUCGGGCCCCCAGGCGGAGCGGCGGGCGCCGGACCCCCAGGCGGAGCGACAGGUCUCAGGCCCCCAGGCGGAGCGGCGGGCGCCGGACCCCCAGACGGAGCGACAGGUCUCGGGCCCCCAGGCAGGGAUCAGAGCAGGGUCAGCAACGAAUCAGACAGAAGCAGGAACAGGAACAGGGUAGCAGGAACAGGAUACAGGGCCCAGGAGAAACA